GAGGGUUGUAUUGUGCUCAAACAUGCACUUCUCUCUAUAUACAUAUAUAUCACAUUCAGAAUUGUCUCAUUAUAUAGACCAUAACUAAAUUGCACCAUGGCUCUGUUGAGUUUUAAGUUUGACACACAACCAAUAAACCAGGUACUUUCCGCUGGAAAUUCUGCUGUGAAGUUGGUGAUACUAAAUAGGCCUCACAAGUUAAAUAGCCUUAACUAUGAAAUGGGAAAUGGAAAAGGAUUUUGUGCCGGAGGUGAUGUAGUAUCUGUAAUUUCUUCCUCACUCACAGGACACUGGACCUAUCCUCUGAAAUUUUAUGGAAAACAACUCAUUUUGGACCAUUUGGCAGCGACCUACAAAAAGCCUCUAGUAUCUGUGAUUAAUGGAGUGGUUAUGGGAGGAGGAGCGGGUCUUUCCAUGAAUACGACCUUUAGAAUUGUGACUGAAAAAGCUGUAUUUGCUAUGCCAGAGACAUAUAUAGGCUUUUUUCCAGAUGUGAGUGCAAGUUACUUCUUAUCUAGGCUUCCUGGCUAUUUUGGGGAGUACCUAGGACUAACCGGAGCUCGUCUGGACGGAAUAGAAAUGGCAGCAUGUGGAUUAGCUACACAUUUCAUCCAUUCUACGAAGCUUAAUGCAUUGGAAAAUGCCCUACAAGCUAUUACUUCUUCAAAUGUAUCAACAGUUUCUGCUUUAAUAGAAACUUUCACAGAGAAACCAACUGUGAAAAAGGAUAGCCCUUUCAAGAGAUUGGAGAUUAUAAACAAAUGUUUCUCAAAAGGGACAGUGGAAGAUAUAAUUCAAUCUUUGGAAAAUGAAUUAGAAAAUGGAGCAGAAAAAAAGUGGAUAACAAAUGCAUUAAACUCUAUGCGUUCUUCAAGUCCCAUGAGUCUUAAGAUUUUCUUAAAAUCUAUCAGAAAAGGUAGAAUACAAAACAUUGAACAAUGUCUUCACAGGGAUUAUAACAUUGCUAGCCAUCUCUUUAAAAGAACAGUGAGCAACGAUUUCUACGAGGGUUCAAGAGCAAAGCUGUUUGAUAAAGACAACAAGCCUAAGUGGGAGCCUUCAAAGCUAGAGUUGGUUAGUGACGAAAUGGUGGAGCAACACUUUACAAAUAUCACUGACCAUGCAUGGGAGCCUUUACAACUUCCUCAAAGAUUCCAUUCUCCAAUCAUAACUGCCAGCAGAUUAUAAUUAUUAAAUUCAAGAUAUAAGCUCUGGUGGGUGAAGAUUAAGUGAGAAAAAAAAAAAGGAUAAAAGUUGAAGGUUAAUUUUAGUUAUAUCCAAAAUUUAUGUUGGAUAAUCGAUAAAGUUAAUUAUGUUGUCCGUUGUUAAUAUAUAUAUUUGUGGGGGCAUAAUAUG
Molecule: messenger RNA, 1356 nt
Organism: Arachis duranensis
Lineage: Eukaryota; Viridiplantae; Streptophyta; Magnoliopsida; Fabales; Fabaceae
Product: 3-hydroxyisobutyryl-CoA hydrolase 1-like
Exons: 13
Coding region: 97-1188 (363 amino acids)
Biological process (GO): L-valine catabolic process
Molecular function (GO): 3-hydroxyisobutyryl-CoA hydrolase activity
Source: RefSeq, a predicted model, not a curated record